UGCCUUGGCCUUCGAUUGGACCAGCCCUCGCCAGCGCGGCUUCGAGAUUGGUCGGCUCGUGCUCUUCUCUCCUCCCCCUCCAGGAUUUCCGCUUCCGGUUCUGACGGACGCUUCGGCCGAAAAGAUGAUCGGGGACAUCCUGCUGUUUGGGACGCUGCUGAUGAACGCAGGGGCAGUGCUCAACUUUAAGCUGAAAAAGAAGGACACGCAGGGCUUUGGGGAGGAGUCGAGGGAGCCCAGCACAGGUGACAACAUCCGGGAGUUCUUACUGAGCCUCAGAUACUUCCGGAUCUUCAUCGCCCUGUGGAAUGUCUUCAUGAUGUUCUGCAUGAUCGUGCUGUUUGGCUCCUGAGCCCCAGAUACACACCUUCCUGGGAACCAGGAACCAGGAACCAUCUUCCCAGAUGCCGAGUCUCCCUUUCUCCGUUCCUGACGACUUCAAGAAUGGUUUUGACCGGAAAACAAGCGACCUUCCCAGAAAGCCCAAGUUCUUGGUGGGUGGAAAAAAUGUUCGCCAAGCUGCACACGGCUUCCCAGCCACGUCAUUGUUUUCUUUUGAAAGAUAUUUUCACUUUGGUCUCUGCGUUGAAAUGCUGUCUACUUAAGGAGUUUUAGGAGGCUUUAUGGAAGGGAUGUGAUAACAUUGCAUUCCCCGCAGAUAAAAGAACGUUGUGUAGAUUGUUUUUUUAGAUUGGAAUUCGUCUUCUAGCAAGCUUGUACUAGAAACUCAUUUCUGGAUAUUUCUUGGUUUAUUUUUAAUAACCCUCCUUUUUGGUUCAAAUUACACAGAUUUUUCAAAAUAAUGUUUUAUCCAGGGAUCUGAAACAGAAAGGUGCGCUUUUAAGAUUGAUGCAGCCUCUUUAUUGGACUGUGUUUAGGAAUAACAAGCAAGUUCAUUGUUGCUGGGCCUGUGUCCAUAUUCCUUUCCUGUCUCGAUGGGCUCUGCUCGGCCACUCGGUGCCUCUGAGGUCAUCCUCAGGACUUUAAGGGUGAAGCCUUACUGAUUCCCGUGGAAGAGAGGUACAGAACAGUUGGCAGGGGCAGAUGUGGGUGUUAUGAGAAAUUUUGCCCUGUCUUACAGCCCUCUGUUAAAGUAACUCUUGGGGCCAUUAAAUGUAUAGUUUCAAGAAUGAGAGUGACUUGCGUGGUGAUACUGGGACCCAGUUCUGAAAGCUUGGAAUUUUGGGUCUUCUUUUCAAGUGGGUGAUUUCAAGGUUGAAAAGCAGUGAGCCUCAUUCAAGGAAAUACAGCAUUUUGCAUAGAAUCUUCUUUGAAAGGCAGGUCCUUUAUCGCCAAAAUGAAAUGCCAGUGGUCCACACCCAGAUCCUACAGGUGUUUGAUCUGUUUGUUGUGGGUUUUGAAUUCCUGAUUUGGAGGUAAACCUGGUGGGAGGAAAAAAGUAAAUAUGCAGACUUUUCAGAACUAAGUAGCACUGAAAAUAAAGCUCAUUUCUAAAAAGGAUCUUUUGUUUAUACAUUUUUUUUUUUUAAAGAUUUUGUUUAUUUAUUUGAGAGAGAGAGAAUGAGAGAGAGCACAUGAGAUGGGGGAGGGUCAGAGGGAGAAGCAGACUCCCCGCUGAGCAGGGAGCCUGAUGCGGGACUCAUCCAGGGACUCCAGGAUCAUGACCUGAGCCGAAGGCAGUCGCUUUAACCAACUGAGCCACCCAGGAGCCCUGUUUAUACAUUUUUUUAACCAAGAAGUUAGCUGACUUCCAACUGGAAUUGUUUUGAAUUACACUGUGGGAAACACCAAGGAUUCAUUUUGGAGGCUGUCAAAAAGUCAGAAGAGAAGCAGUGUUAGAUUUCCCGUUUUGGAUUUUCCUUAAUACAUGUCAGGCUGGAAUUGGGCAAAUGGGCUUUUGACCUGGCUGCUUUGGGAAGUAUUGAAAGAGCCAAGGAGAAUAUUGGGGUUUUGCUAGACCAGGGUCAAAUCCACUUUUACUGCUGCGUAACUGACGUCAUUCUCCUUCACUGCUUCUAUAAUUUAUUCCCUUGUCAAACCCAGGCCUAUAGUUUGUCAGUAGCCGGGAACGUAGCUGCUGAGUCGAGCUUCGCACAGGCUUGUGUCCUUGUCAGCAAGAACAGACGUGUGGAGAUCUUGGCUAGUCACUCCUCAAGCCAUGUCAGUGGUUCGAGGAAACCUCGCUGCCUUAUUCAGACUGGUGCUGAGGUUUCAAUGAGGCGAGGCAUUCGUACGUUAUGGGGAUGAAUCAUGCUCUGAGAAGAGAAUGCUGUCAUUGAGAUUUUGUUUCAAUAGUUGUAUUUUUUUCCAGAGAACUAUUACCUCAUUGUUAAACUCUCUGCCAACAGUGUAGCUUCGGAGGCUAAUGUCCAUUUUAAAAGUUACAUCUCACCGAUGUGCAUCUUUAGGAAGCUUUUCAAGAACCCUCAUUAACAUCAAAGGUUAUCGAAGUUUGAGUUUUGGGUGCCUAGGGUUCCCCAGCAUUUAAUCGCUUAUGUUCUGUGCCAGUGGGUUCAAGUCCCGUCUCUGCUCCUUGCCAGUGGGACCUUGGCUGCUUGCUUUUCCACUCCCUGCCUCAGUUUCCAGUCGCCAAAAUGGGUUUGGAAGUCCCACCUGCCUGGGUUUGUUGUGAGGCUCAGCAUGCUCAAAUGUGGGCCGAGUGCUUGACCGAGUGCUCAAACCUGGGUGUGCUCACUGCUAGCAUCUUCUCUACUCUUGCCUGCAUUCGUGCGUGCGGUCUGCACACACACCGUGAAAGAGAGAUGUUUAAAAACACUAGAAACAGUUUUCCAGCAUGGAAAACCUUUUCCCGCCUUCCUCUUUCCUUUCCAGCCUUUUCCUUAUAGGUAUCAGUAUACAGGCAUACUUUGGAGAUACUGCGGGCCCAGGUCCAGACCCACUAAAGCGAAUAUUGCAAUAAAGCAAGUUGAAGGAGUGUUUUGGCUUCCGGGCGCAUAUAAAAGUUACGUUUCCCCUGCAUUGUGGAAGUGGGCCGUAGCAUCACGUCUAAAAAACUGGCGUGUGUGCCUUAAUUAAAAAAUACUUGAUCGCCAACAAAUGCUAGUCGUCAUCUGAGCUUUCAGUGAGUCAGAAUCCCUGAUCACAGAUCACCAAAGCAAAUACAGUAACGAUGACAAAGUUUGAAAUACGGUGAGAAUUACCGAAAUGUGACACAGAGAUACAAAGUGAUCAGAUGCUCUCGGGAAAAUGGCGCCAGGAUACUGGUUUUGCCGCAAACCUUGGGUUUCUAGAAAACACGAUGUCUGCAGAGUGCAGUCAAAUGAGGUCUGCCUGGAUGCGACAUAGUUCGAUCGUGGUUAAGGCGGCUUAGGUUCUGCUGUGUUCAUUUUGGCAGCAUUUCCUUCAUAUCUUCCGGGCUGCCAGACAGACAGGCUUCAUGGUGUUGGGUUUUAAUUACAGCACUGUGUCAGUAGAUCUCUCUUUAACCCUGGCCCUCUUGCUGGUCCUCUCGUGUGUGCCUCGAACUUGUACUUUGCUCAGUGUUAUAAAGGCCACCGCGAUCCCCAUUGUUGUGACCUUUGUUGGCUUCCUUCACUGGUGCUUCUGCAGAACCUAGGAAGGCCACAUCGGUAUGUACCAUCAUUGUAGCUUCAGUGGCUUUUCUUUGUUUUGUUUUCAAGUUUCUUACUGCCAGUGCAUGUUCAUUGUAGAAAAAUCAUAAAAUAUAGCUUUGCUCUAAGGGAUAAAAUGAAUAAUCACCUUCACUCAGCGUCACUCAAGGUACACAUCUUUCUGGCUUCUUCCCCCUGCACUUGCAUCGGGUAUGGUGCACAUGUUUUCGUUACGUAAAUUGUAUCUCUGUCUUCUAGCCUGUUUUUCUCAUCUGAGAAUACAUUUCUAUAUUUUUCCUACAAUUACCAUUCUUAAUAACAUGGUAAUGAUGUGCCAUUAAUUACUUUAACUCAUCCCCAGCUGAUGGAGACUUGAGUUGUCUCUAGUUUUUGUCUAUUAUAAAUAUCACUGUGAUGAACAUCUCAGUAUGUCAUCCCUAAUGAAUUUUUGGAGUCACUUUUUUUUUUAAGAUUUUUUAAUUUAUUUGACAGAGAGAUAGCGAGAGCAGGAACAUAAGCAGGGGGAGUGGGAGUGGGAGAGGGAGAAGUAGGCCUCCCGCCAAGCAGGGAGCCUCAUGCGGGGCUGAUCCCAUGACCCGAACUGAAGGCAGACGCCUAAUGACUGAGCCACCCAGGUGCCCUUUUUAAAAGAUUUUACUUAUUUAUUUGAGAGAGACCGCGUGCACACACAAGUGUGGCGAGGGGCAGAGGGAGAGGGAGAAGCAGACUCUCCACUGAGCAUGGGGCCCCGAUGUAGGGCUUAAUCCCAGGGCCCCAAGAUCACGACCUGAGCCCAAGUUAGAUUCUUAACCAACGGAACCACCCCGGCACCCCUUGGGGUCACUUUUAAAAAGAGAUCCAUCUUGACAGCUUUGGGCUAAGAAUUCUAAAGAAAAACGCAUCUUGGACGACUUGCAUCUUUGUUCAUUUGUUCAUACGUAUGUAUGUUCAUAUGUACAAGAACUGGGUUCUAGAUCCCCAUCAGCUUUGACCAGGAGUGGUAUUAGGCUGCUUCAGUUUGCUUAACCUGUUAAUAAGGACGAGAAUUUCAGGCUCCAACCAGAUAACUGUUUUGUUGUGCAAGCAACUGCAGUUGACAUCAUGCCAGUCGGCUUUCCACCUUGGUCCUGAUGGUUAGGGACCUCAGCCACCAUCUAAGUACUAAAUGCCCACUACUGCUUGCCCCGGACCAUGUUACAUGGAGUCACUGCCAAGGUGAGAAGCUGCACGUUGAGAAUUAAAACAAGGCCACAGUUUGCAGCACCUGCCCUUUGGGAUUCAUGUUGGAAACUCCCUUUUUGCUUCCUCCACCUUGGCAUCUCAAAAGGUGGAAUAUGUCCCUCCUUUGGUGGGUUUCUCAUUGCACUUCAGUUCCAGCUAUUCUAGAGCAGAAGUCAGAAACUCUGGUUCCCAGGCAGAGCCUGGCCCGCCACCUAUUUUUGUAAAUAAAGUUUUAUUGGCACCCAGCCACGCCCCUUCGAAUAUGUAUCAUCUAAGGCUGCUUUAGUAGCUUUCCUGCUAUAAUGGCAGUGUUGUCACAGAGACCAUCUGGCCCACGGAUGAAAAUGUUGUCUUUCCGGCCCAUAUAUGUGAUGGCGUUCGCUGACCCCUGAGCUAGGGGAUGAUAGAGAAUCUCAAAGUGUCCUUUUUCUCUCCAAAGCCACUCAAGUGGAGUCAUCUGCACACCUUGUGGUCUAGAUUUUAUUUAUUUAUUUAUUUAUUUAUUUAUUUAUUUAUUUAUUUAUUUAUUUUAAAAGAUUUUAUUUAUUUGAGAGAGAGGGGACACAAGCAGGGGCAGAGGGAGAGGGAGAAGCAGGCUCCCCGCCGAGCAGGGAGCCCAACGUGGGACUCGAUCCCAGUACCCCGGGAUCACGACCCGAGCCGAAGGCAGACGCCCAACAACUGAGCCACCCAGGCGCCCCGUGGUCUAGAUUUUAAUAAACACAUUCGAAUUUGCUGAAAAUCGAGCCAGCUAUUUUUAAGCAUGAGCUUAAGACCAAAACGUAAUUUUAUUUCUCUUGAUAGUUAGGGGAGAGAUCCCUUCUGGGCUGCCUGUGAUUCUCCCGAGCGGGAGUUCCUCUGCACCAGCAGCACAAUGUGAUAAUGAGAUCGGCUCUCCUCUGAAUGGUUAGAUUUGAAAAGCCAGCGAGGCUGUCAUUAGUGAGGCAUUUUCUUUUCAUUUCAACUGUUUCAUUAUCUCCUUCUUAACCACAUUUGUGUUUAUGAAAUAUUUGACAAACCUCCCAAUGUUUUCCUGUGUUGAUGAAAGACGUACGCUGUUUGUGUAUAAAGCAAAAGGCCUGGUCUUUUUAAAAGGAAGAUGUAAAUUCUACUUGGGGGUUGUUUUCAUCAUUCCCUUGAUUUCCGUUAUUGCACAGAGAAAAGUACUUGAUCCGCUUUGAGCCCCUCUCUGAGAGUUGCUGGAAAUGAGAGUUCGGUAAUAGUGAGCAUUCCUACAUGGGAAAUUGGGCAUAGGGGUCUAGAGCAAGUUAGAAAUUCAAAGUCCACAUUUUUCAAUUAGAAAACAGUAAGAACUAGUUCAGAGUAUGGCUCUCUGGUUUUCCUUUUGACCAGUGGGUGGUUUUGGAUCAGACCAGGGGUCAACAGACUGCUGCCCACAUCUGGCUUGCCACCUGUCUUCAUGGACCACAAGAUGGAAUGGUUUUCCCAUUUUUAUUUUUUUAUUUUUAUUUUUUUAAAGAUUUUAUUUAUUUAUUCAUGAGAGACAGAGAGAGAGACAGAGGCAGAGGGAGAAGCAGGCUCCCCGCGGAGCAGGGAGUCCGAUGCGGGACUCGAUCCCAGGACCCUAGGAUCAUGACCUGAGCUGAAGGCAGAUGCUUAACCGACUGAGCCACCCAGGCGUCCCAGUUUUCCCAUUUUUAAAUGGUUGAAAAAGGAUCGAGAAGAAAAAGGAAAUUCCAAUUUCUUUGUCCAUAAAUAAAGUUUUAUUGGAACGCUGCCACGCCCUUUCAUUUACGUAUUAUCAGUGGCCGCUUUCGAGCUGCAAGGACACAAUUGAGUCCUUGCGACAGAGACCAUCUGGCCCACAAAACUAAACAUACUUACUGUCUGACUCUACAGAAUGGUUUGCUGACCCCUAGACUGGACAGUAUUUUUUUUUUUUUUUUUUAAGACAUUGGGUGGAUCCUGUUCAUCUGUAUUUAGUUCACGUUAUUGUUGCAGCCGUUAGUGAUAAAUGUGGGCCGUGAGGGUAUUGGAGUAUGCUGGGGGAGUUGCAGAAGUUAUUUUAAGGGUAAUAAAGCUUUGGUGCAUUUAAUUAGAGUUUACUGUGUGAAUCAGAGAAAAACGUGGAAAAGAUGGUUAUGGUAGAACUAGCAAGAUAAAGGUCUGGGCCAGAUUACAAACAUCUCUGUCCCUUACGGAGUGUUAUGUGGGGCAGCGAAUUGGCAUCCUUGCACCUCUAUGUCGUUGUCUGUGAUGCAGGGACAGUGAGGAAGGGAGCCUUGACACGUACCUACAGCCUGCCUCACACGCGGCAGGCACUCAGUAAGUGGUAGUAUUUUUGUUGCUGUCAUUACUUUUAUUAAUAAAAGACCUUCUUGAUGGGGUUUUGUGAAGCUUAAAUGAGGUAGUGUCUUAGUCUGCUCAGGUCGCCAUAACAAAGUGCCACAAGGCUGGGCGGCUUAAACAACAGACAUUUAUUUUUCUUACGGCUCUGGGGGCUGACAGUCCAAGAUCAAGGUGCCAGCAGCGUUGGUUCCUGGUGAGGCCUUUGUCCUUGGCUUGCAAAUGGCCUCCUUCUUGCUGUGCACUCAACAUGGCCUUUCUUCUGCACAUGCACAUGCGCAUCUCUCUUGUUAUGAGGACACCGGCCAUAUUGGAUCAGGGGUCCACCCUUAUGACCUCAGUUAACCUGAGUUACCUCUCUAAAGGCCUUAUCUGCACGUAUGGUCACUUUGGGGGUUAAAACUUUAACAUACGAAUUUUUAGGGGACACCAUGUGUCAGUCCAUAACAGAUGGUCAAAGGUCCGCCUUGUAGUAGAAACUCAGUAGCUGGGAGUUCAUGUCCUUGGCUAAUAGUAUGCUUCGAGGCAUUAAAAACUUCAGAGGACUCCCUGUGGUCUAGGAAAGCUGACCCUGACAUCUGGUACAGAGGGAUUUUGCUUCCUAAUGUUUCGUAGUGAAGUAUUUGUGUGGAAGUGGGGUGACGGCUUCGACCAUAGCAUCUAGACCUUGGUGUCCCCACGAAUCCCCUAGGGGUCUUGGCAAGGUGUAGAUCUGCCAUAGCAGGAGGGCAGCGCAGGCUGUGGUUCUGCAUUUCAACCAGCUCCCAGGUGACGUCCAUGCUGCUGGUCCCCGGACCACACUUUGAGUAACGAGCCUGUCUGUUCAGUAGCCACUAGCCACGCAUGGCUAUUUCAGUUUCCCUGCCAGGUAACUAAAAUUUAAAACCCCAGCCCCCCGAGUCAUGAGUACUUUUCAAGUGCAUUUCAUGGCAGACACCUCUCAUUGGGCAGCACUGCCUCCGAGAGAGAGAGAGUGUAAGUUUUCCUCGUCAGGGGCCUGCAUGGGUUAAGUUGCCCCGGGGCUCCUGUGAUGAAUGCCCGCAAGCUUCAUAGUUUCAAAUAACACAGAUUGAUUAUCUUACAGUUCUGGUAGUCAGAGGUCCAAAAUGGGUCUCACUGGGCUAAAAUCAAGGUGUUGCCAGAGCUGGUUUCUUCUGGAGGCUCUAGAGGAGAAUCUGUUUCCUUGCUUUUUUGCUGCUUCUAGAAGCUGUCUGCAUUCUUGGUUCGCGGCCUCUCCCUCUACCUUCCGAGCCAGCAGUGGUUGCGCAGGUCUCUGUCAUGAUGCCAUCUGCUUCUGCUUGCUUCUUCCCCAUUAAAGGACCCUUGUGAUUACAUUGGGCCCACCCACUGGGAUCAUCCAGAAUCAUCUCCCUAUCUUAAGGUCAGCUGACUAGUCCCCUUACUUCCAUCUGCAACCUCAGUUCUUUCUUGCCAUGUAUCGUCAUUUAUUUACAGGUUCCAAGAAUUAUGGCCAGGAUAUCUUUGGGGGUGGGGUGAUGUUACUCGGCCUAACACAGGGCCAGACAGUAAAUACUUUUGGCUUUGCGGACCGCACAGCCUCUUACUCAGCCAUGCAACUCUGCUUUUGUAGCGUGAAAACAGCCAGAGACCGCACACAUCCGACCAGGCCUUGCUUGUUGUGUGAUUCUUUUUCCAUCUUUAACUUACUUUCCUUUUUUUUUUAAGAUUUUAUUUAUUUAUUUGCGAGAGAGAGAGCGGGUGAGCACGAGCAGUGGGGAAGGGCAGAGAGAGAGGGAGAAGCAUACUCCCUGCUGAGCAGGGAGCUUGAUGCGGGGCUUGAUCACAGCACCCUGGGAUCAUGACCUGAGCCGAAGGCAGUCUCUCUACCAACUGAGCGACCCAGGCGCCCCAUCUUUAACUUUCUUAUGGAAAAUUGUGAACACACAAAAAGGUAGACUAGUGCUAUGAUUUCCCGUGCACGCAUCAGGCUGUGGUUUUUAAAUCUUAUUUUAUACUUUGCUGUACUUGACUGAUUAUUCACACCAAACAUCUAUUACUCUUGUAAUCAGGAAAGAAGAAAAACACACAAAGAUGGAAGCAUCAGAGCAUCUAGGAAAUGUGAGGAAAACCACCACCACCACGUCUUGAGGUUAAAAAGGAAAAAGGCACAAACAGAGCUUCUGGAACAUUUGUCCUUUUCCGUACUCCUCUUCCAUGAGCUGGGAAUUCGGCAGAGCUCGGGAUGUUCUCAGGGCAAGUGGCAGCUCCAGUUAGAUGGGCUGUCUGUCGGUCAGACCUUUUCCAAAUAGGAUAUCUGCUUGCUCAUGUCUCCUGAACUCUCUUUGUGACACUUUAUUGAGGGAGAGAAGAAAAUCUCAUCCAAGUGGUUUGGUGCAAUCAUCCAGUUCUGAGAUUCAUGUUAAGACAGGUGAACUAUGUAGUUGCCAGGGUGAUGUGGGGAGGGAGCCCCGGCCAUGGCAAGGGUGGGGGGUGCAGUUGGGGGACACAUGGUUCCCUGGUUUUACCACUUUGCAUCCAGAUUUUACUCUCACUUGGGAGUCCGUGGGCCUCAACCACCUAGGAGAGCACACUGCAUGUUCAGGAAAGGCCAGGAGGAAUUUUGAUAAAUGGCUUUGUCUUGUGCAUAUGUGUUUGUGUGUGUGUGUAAGAGAGAGGCGUGUGUGCACAAGUAUGUGUGACGUGGGCUAUGCGUAUGGCAUGUGUCAGCUGAGUUUGUGGCCUGUGUGUUGUGUGUGGUGUAUGAUGUGUGCAUCGCACACAUGUCAUGUGCUCUAGGAGCUGUGGUGUGUGUGUUUGAGAUGGUGCGUGAAGUGCACGUGUUGUGCAGUGUGUCUGUGUGCAGUGCGUUGUGUGUUACCCACGCUGUUUGUGGAGCUGGCGUGUGGUGUCUGUGGUGUGUGUGCCGUUAGAGGUGGGAUUGGUUUUUUUUUUUUAAAGACUUAUUUAUUUGACAGAGCGAGCACAAGCUGGGAGAGCAGCAGGCAGAGGGAGAGGCUCUGCAGGGAGCCCGACGUGGGGCUCCAUCUGGGACCCUGGGAUCACGACCCGAGGCGAAGGCAGACACCUAACUGACUGAGCCACCCAGGCGCCCCUGGGGUUUUUUCUUUUUUUUUUUUAAGAUUUUAUUUAUUUUUUAGAGAGCGAGCGAGAGAGAAACAGCAUGAGAGGGGAGAGGGUCAGAGGGAGAAGCAGGCUCCCCGCUGAGCCGGGAGCCCGAUGUGGGACUCGAUCCCAGGACCCUGGGAUCAUGACCUGAGCCGAAGGCAGACGCUUAACCAUCUGAGCCACCCAGGCGCCCGGGUUCUUUCUUGAACUGCCCUUUAUCUCUUGCUACAUGAACAGAAGUCAAAGUGCUCGUGCCAGGGCUUUCCACGCAUAACCUUGAUGUUUUGGCACAACAAGGGGUGACCAAAGUAUCGCCGCUGUCCCAUGUUUCCCGAUGAGGAAAUUGAGGCCAGUCCAGGGAAGUGACUUGCCCGAAGUCCCCGGGGUCAUCAGCAGAGCUGGCACGAAAGCCUGGUCCCCCGACUCUUCUCCGAUGCUGCCGCACUCCCACCCGCACUCCCACCUUUAUUUGGGCUCUACCACCCGUUUGCUGGCGUGGAUUACAAAAGCAUGUGGCUCGUGCCCAGCACACCUGGGAGACCUGUCCAGAAGCCUGGGGCACCAGAGCCAGUUCCAAAAUCGGAACUUCUCUUGCUUUCCAGCAGCACGUGCUGUAUAUGCCACGACGGCCCGAGGCAUCUGGGCUAGCGUUCACUCGUCAGAGUAAUCUGCAGCAACCCAGCCUAACGUUUGCAACAGAGCUGGGCCAGCAGAGACUGAACGGCCUCGGACAAGCUUUGCCAACCAAAUGGGUCUGAUGCAAAGUUAAAGAAAUUUUUUGGCCUUUUCGAGCUGUGGGGUUUGGGAACGGCGGGGAGGGGGUCGUGGGCCUGCGCUCUGAGUCCCUGCCUUGUCCCUCACUUGCCAGCGAUGUUGGGGACAGGUGUUUGCUCCUAUUUGUGCAGCAGUUUCUCUGUCUGCGACCCCAAUGGCUUCCGACCCAGUGUUGCCAGGAGCUGACACCACUUCUCUCUGUGUAGCCUGUAGUGUUUGUAGGAAAUACUUUCUGGAUCAUAUCACCUCUCUUCACAUCACUUUCUGUGUUGAGGCUACAACACAGCCUUUGUUUCUGAGACAUUUCCAUUGGCCAGUUGGGGAUCUUUUACUGUGGCUCCCAUCUGCUUCUGUCGGCUCCUGGUGGCUUUUUGACAUCAGUCCCUUGGCCCUGGUCUGCUCCUUGGGGAAAUGGCUUGUACCUGAUUUGGUUCAUGUGUUCUCUCUGCCAGUCUGGGAACCCUGAGCUGUGGGCCAGAGUCGUCAUCGUGUCCAAAAUCCAGUCACAUGACUUUAGCCAGAUCCCUCCUCUGAGGAACAAGGACCAGGUCACCUGGUUGGGUAGUGAGGUGAGCAGUGUGACAGGAGGGGAGGAAACUCACUCCUAGGGAUGGUGAGGAAUAAGGCUGGCCAGGAACAUGGGCAGUGUGUAUGCGUGCGAUGUGUGGUGUAUGACAAGGGGGCCUCACAAGGCCAAAGGCUUAAGUGAGAUGAAGUGGGAGGCCCCUGAGUUUUUAGAGCAGGGGACAAGAUCCAAACCGUGUCAGCAAGAGAGCUGUCUGGAGCAGAAAAAGCUACAAGAGAUUGAUACUUUAUCCUGCAAUUCCUUUACUGAGGAAGAAAGGAUUAUCUUAUUUCUGGAGACGUUUAAAUAAAAUGUUUAUCAAAGUCAUUCACUAGAGAAUUAGAACAGUUGCUGAUUUUAUUUCUUUGCUUCAUAAGGGUUACUGUGUGAACAUAAAAAUUCAUUAAGCGAAAUAAUAGCCUCUAAUCUAACAAUGAUUUAGAUCACUUGAUUGAAUGAUGAGAUUAUUUGAACAUUUCAAAAACACUACUUUAGCAAGUUUUUGGAGGUCUUUUUUUUUUAAAGAUUUUUUAUUUAUUUAUUUGACAGAGAGAGACAUAGCGAGAGUAGGAACACAAGCAGGGGGAGUGGGAGAGGGAGAAGCAGGCUUCCCGCUGAGCAGGGAGCCCGAUGUGGGACUCGAUCCCAGGACCCUGGGAUCAUGACCUGAGCCGAAGGCAGACGCUUAACGACUGAGCCACCCAGGAGCCCUGGAGGUCUUUAAAAAAAAAAAAAAAAAAAAGGCAAGAAGAAUAGUUUUAUGACUACAAACCAAAAACAGACAAAAUUGCUUUUACCGUUUCCCAACCGUAUUACCUGGUCUGUCUUCUGAAAAUUAAAGAGAUCGAUAGCAAUGUUCCCGUAGCUACUAGGAAAAAAAGCAUGGGCCACAGUGGGGAAAGUGGAAUCAAAAGAGAGACAGAGUGAUCCUUUAUUUUCUUUGUGUGUAUGUGUGUGUGUGUUAAGAUGGUGUGCACUGUGUUGUUUUUAUGUAUGAUAAUUCAUUACCCCUGUACUUAGCUGAAGGUCAGCAUAAUACAGGAGAUAAUUAAAGCUUAAAAGAAAAUAAGCUGCCUGGACAUGUGUGUGCCGCAGAUCGGAGGAGAGAACUGUCAGCAGGCGAGAAGGUUGGGACAGGGCACGGGUUCAGGAGAGGACAGAAACGGGACACAUGGCCAAAGACAAACACCAGGCGGGAGGAGCCCAGGAGUUAAGGAGCCAUGAGGGCGGGAGAGCAUGGUCCAGAAUCAGAAGGAUCCAGCCUGGAAUCCCAGCUGUACCAUUGGGGGCGAAGGGGCCAUGUGUGUCUCCUCACUGUCUGACCUCAGGGUCUUCCUCGUGUGUCACUUGAGGAUUAUGUUAGCAACUGCAUCUCUGUUAGCUAGUACUGAAUAACAAAUGACCCCAGUACGAAGUGGCUUAAAACCUCUAUUAUUGAGUCACAGUUCUGUGGGCAGGAAAUUGGAUGGGGCAAAGUGGGGCUGGCUCUGAGCCCUAAGGGCUUCUCAGCUUGCAUGCCUGGCACCUCACCCAGGGCAUCCCAGCCUGCUGGGGUUAGGCAUAUGGGGCUCAGGAUUCUCUGUCGCCGGGAACCUUGUUCUCCUUCACAGAGGCCUUCACACCUCUUUCUGAGUGGCCCUACAGCACUGUCACUAGAUUCUGACGUGGUAGCUCCCUGCCCCCAGGUCUUCAAAGGUGGAUGUUGCCAGGCUGCUGCUCUUUCUCUUUCAUUUCUUCUCAUUCCUUACGGCCGAAUACUAUUCCAGCCUGUGGUUGUACAUUUCAUUCAUCUGUGCACCAGUUGAUGGACAUCUGGUGUUUGUACCUUGCACCUAUUAAUAGUCCUGCUGUGGACAUUUACCUGUACAAGUCUCUGAGUGUAGGUGUUCAGUUUUCUUGGCGAGAUUGAUAGGAGUGGAUUUGCUGAAUUGGGUGGUAACAGCUAGGCCUUCUUGAAGCUUCAGCCUGGACCAGGCGGAGCAUGGUUCCACUGCAUUCUCUAAAGCAAAUUGUAGCCGCCCCCCUAUCCCCCGAGUCAAGAGGAGAGGCUGACAAGGGCCUGACCGCCCUGCCCAGAGGGGUUCAUCUGAGUCCUCAGGUAAAGCCCUCAGCAUGCAACCUGACACGCAGUAGGUACUCAAUAAAUGUUGUUCUCUUUAUUACUAAGAAUAAUACAAAACUGGGGCAGUAGGUAAAACACAGACUGUUAGGACUUAGAUGGACAUCCAUCAGUAGGCCUGACAGCAAAUCCCUGUUCAGGAUUUUGGAGAUUAUGGGCACGCUUCAGAUUAGCAGUAUCCAAGUCAGAAGAUGACAACUAGAGGCUACUAGAGGUCAGAAUAACCCCAGCACUGGAUGAGAAGAGGAGGCGGCGCCGCGUGUUCAUUCUAGCAAAUGUGGAACUUCAGGGAUGAGUGUCAGAAGAAAAAUCACCUGUUAUCCUGCCUGUCAGUGAUAACUACUGUAAAUAUUUUGGCUGCUUUCCUUCCAGUAUUUUUUCUAUGCAUCAGGUGCAUUAAGUAGACAUACUUUUAUAAAACCAAAAUUAAGAUCGUAAUGUAUAUGGUUUAUAUACUACAUUUGAACAUUUAAUACGAAAUUGGGAGCAUUCUGUGUUGUUCAAUACUGAUUUCAAUGGUUAAGAUUAUCAUCUGUCUUUCUAUAUCUAGAUCCUUUUAUUUAUGUAUUUUUGAAGCAUAAUGUCCAGCUUUGUGAAUUUCUACAUGUUGUGUACACCCAUAAGACAAGACCACUACCCAAGUGGAAUUAUAGAAUCCCGUGGUCCCCUCCUGUCCAUAACCUUCCCGUUUACACGAAUCGACUCCCUAAUUUAUUUAUAUACUUUCCUUUUCCUGAACACUUGGGUUGCUUCCAAUCGUUUGCCCUUACAAAUGAUGCUGCUGUCUACUUCCCCGUAUGUACACGUUUGUCUGCAUCUGAUUGCUUUCUUUGGAUAAAUUUCUAGAAGUUGGGAAAUACUGGGGCAAAGGGUAUGAACAUACGGAAAUGCUGUCAACGAUCUUUCUUGGUACUCCUGGCUCCAGAGUGGCUUUGCCCUCCUUGGUGCACCUGCACUGCUUGGACAAUACAGUUUACAGCAGUGUCUUACUGGGCUCCCAACCUGUUUCCAGUGCUUGGAAAUUUCAGAACUAGAUCCUCAGGAGCAGGCUUUGUGCCUCUUAAUGUGCCUUUGUAUCCCCCUACUUGAAGACACAGUAAAAUUAUUUUGAGUUCU
Messenger RNA from Mirounga angustirostris (Northern elephant seal), 14722 nucleotides. It is a transcript of the gene SMIM7, whose product is annotated as small integral membrane protein 7. NCBI's taxonomy places the organism in Eukaryota, Metazoa, Chordata, Mammalia, Carnivora, Phocidae. The transcript is spliced from 5 exons. The coding region runs from base 125 to 352 and encodes 75 amino acids. The record is from RefSeq and is a predicted model, not a curated record.